Messenger RNA from Lacerta agilis (Sand lizard), 1377 nucleotides. It is a transcript of the gene C10H22orf23, whose product is annotated as chromosome 10 C22orf23 homolog. The transcript is spliced from 8 exons. The coding region runs from base 160 to 870 and encodes 236 amino acids. Lineage: Eukaryota; Metazoa; Chordata; Lepidosauria; Squamata; Lacertidae. The record is from RefSeq and is a predicted model, not a curated record.
GCAAGAGAAGGAGGAUGUGCGGGAUUCGUCAUACCCUUACAAAUGAAGGGAACAAUUAAGAUCCUAUGAGGGAACUUUUUUCUUUUAAAGUAGUACCUGACAGCACGGUGAAAGGGUAAAAUUUGUUGAUGUUGACCAACGUUUAUUUGUAAAACUGCAAUGGCUGCCCGAGAAAGGACCACACCUGCUGUGGCAAAAGGCUCUGGAUUCUGGCAUGUUCCCAUUGUAACUGAAUAUAGCCAGGAAACACAGAAACUAUUGAAAGUGAUGAUGCAAGAAUCCAAACUUACCAGCUUCCAGCAACGUCAUCUCACAAACUGCAUAAAGCGAGGUGACUCCCUUCCUGAUAAAUGCUACCCAACAUCCAGCAAAGAACCAGAGCUUCCCAAGCCUGUCUCACCACCAAAGGUUUUUUUGUCCAUCAGUCCAUAUGGAAGACCUCAUCUCCGGCCUGCUGCGAUGUGCCGGGCAGGCGAUGCAUACACCCGGGAGAAAUUCAGGCCCCAGGCCACCCGAGACCUGGAGAAGGAGAAGGAAAGACUCCAAAACAUUUUUGCAACGGGAAAGGACAAAGUUGAAAAAAAGCCGAAGAAAGAGCCAGUCAAGGUAGAAGAGAAGGUCCCAGAACCAGACCGGUUUGAAGAAUUGGUUAAUGAAGUUCAAGAUCGAAAGAGGUUUCUGGAAGAAAUGGAGGCCCUGGGACAAGACAAAUUCUACCGAGGGAUCAUCCUCACUGAAAUAUCACAGAAGGUACGAGAGAUGGAGAUCAUCGACAAGCAGAGAAGUGCGGAACUGAAAGAGGCGAUGGCUAAAUCCUACAAUAUAGGCAACAAACCUGCCCCUGAAUGCACAAGUCAAGAAGACCAGUAGUCCUUUUCCACUCCGGAACAUGAUUAUUGCACAAGGGUGCCAGAACUAGGCUUUCCACAAGAGUUUCAGAAAUGGCUCUUAGCCCUUAAGUGGCAAAUGGAAGAGUUUCAGUGUCCCCAGGGGCUUUGUUUUUUGCAGGAACUCAAAAUAUUCUAUUUUCAUAGCCUUUAACACCAAGAGGUCUUUUCAAGGGUGUGGUUUAAAAGCAGCCAUGGGAUUAAUGCCUGGCUACAGUAAAGGGCAUGAAUGGGCAUUUCCUCUUUAAGCAGACCAGCAAGGGGUAUAAGUUCCAAACACCUAUCUAGUCUCAAUGUGAAACAUAACAGUAUGCAGUUUUCUAGAAGGCUGUGCUUCUGCUUGUUAAAAUCAGAACAGCCUGUUAUAGGAAGUGUUUGGGUCAAAUGCUUCUAAGCUCAUAUCCUUUACUUUUCACACGUUUUACUGUGAAAGCUGAAAGUUAAUGCUGCCGUCUCUUACAAUCUUGUGUACAAUUAUACCUGACAAAUA